Messenger RNA from Orbilia oligospora ATCC 24927, 810 nucleotides. RefSeq lists its product as uncharacterized. NCBI's taxonomy places the organism in Eukaryota, Fungi, Ascomycota, Orbiliomycetes, Orbiliales, Orbiliaceae. Gene Ontology annotation, molecular function: ferrous iron binding; zinc ion binding; oxidoreductase activity, acting on single donors with incorporation of molecular oxygen. The transcript is spliced from 3 exons. The record is from RefSeq and is a predicted model, not a curated record. The coding region runs from base 1 to 810 and encodes 269 amino acids.
AUGAGCUCAUCAAACCCUCCCAGUUUGCCCAUAUACUUUCUCUCCCAUGGGGGACCUCCAAUUCUCGAUUGGAAACACCACCCAGCCUAUUCAGCUUUUCAAAGGUUUGGGAAAGAAGUCGUCAAUUUGAAGCCCAAGGGAAUAAUUGUGAUAUCAGCUCACUUCGCUGGAAAUCGCGACGAGAUUUUCAUUAAUGCAGCCGAGUUCACUGACUUGAGGACAGGGUUCCCAAAACAUUACUACCAGAAGAAGUUUCCUCACAAGGGAAGCCCGGAGUUAGCAACUGAGAUCUCCGAGAUUUUAGCAUCCGAAAACAUCAAGUCUCGGCUUGUCAAGCGCGGCCUAGAUCAUGGGGUCUGGAUCCCGUUCAGUAUCGCGUUUGACUCCAAUAACCCGUUAGAGGUACCGAUCGUUCAGGUUUCCAUCUACUCCAAUGAGAAUCCGGACAAACACAUUGCUCUUGGAAAGGCUCUUGCGUCAUUGAGGCAGUCCUAUGUGAUUGUGAAUUCAGGCCAAGCCGUACACAACCUACGGGACUUCAGUUUCGACGAAACCGCCGUUUUACCAUAUGUCAAGCCAUUCGACAAAGCGCUCGAGGCGGCUAUGACAGAGAACGUCGGCGAAGAGCGAGAGGAGGCGAUGCUAAGACUUCUGAAAAGGUCAGACGCUCGAGCAGCUCACCCAACAUUUGACCACAUACUGCCCAUUUACGUCGCAAUAGGGGCAGGAAGCAAUUCCCGGGGUAAACAAAUAUUCAACCACCGCGAAGGGAGCCUGGGCUGGGCACAAUACCGUUUGGAUAAGAUGUAA